This is a messenger RNA of Girardinichthys multiradiatus, 6011 nucleotides long. It is a transcript of the gene kcnc2, whose product is annotated as potassium voltage-gated channel, Shaw-related subfamily, member 2. The transcript is spliced from 5 exons. Gene Ontology annotation, cellular component: neuronal cell body membrane; dendrite membrane; axon. The coding region runs from base 248 to 2053 and encodes 601 amino acids. Gene Ontology annotation, molecular function: protein binding; delayed rectifier potassium channel activity. Gene Ontology annotation, biological process: potassium ion transmembrane transport; protein homooligomerization. NCBI's taxonomy places the organism in Eukaryota, Metazoa, Chordata, Actinopteri, Cyprinodontiformes, Goodeidae. The record is from RefSeq and is a predicted model, not a curated record.
CUGCGUUCCUCUGUUUUAGACGGCGAGCCGGAUGCUGACGAGCGGCUGUGCGUCUUGGAGAGGGCAGGGACGCUGGAGACGCGCAGCAGCAGGAUCAGCAUCAACAGCUCCUCACAGUCUGCUUGGGUUCGGAUCAGCAGCUUUCGGGUAUCGCUGGCUGUCAGAACGGACUGUGGGAUGCACACCGACGACCUCCAUCUCUGCGUCUCUCCCUGAGAUCCCAUCAAGUCAUGUCUGAAACACAGCGAUGGGCAAGUUCGACGACAACGAGAGGAUAAUCCUCAACGUCGGGGGUACCAGGCACGAAACCUACAAGAGCACCCUGAAGACCCUGCCGGGGACGCGACUGGCCCUGCUUGCCUCUGACUCGGAUAUCGACUCCGUGCUGGAUCAGCUGCAACAAGUCCCCGGCUUUAUCGAGUACAACGCGCGGACCAACGAAUACUUCUUCGACCGCCAUCCGGGCGUCUUCGCCUACGUGCUCAACUACUACCGCACCGGGAAGCUCCACUGCCCGGCGGACGUGUGCGGACCGCUGUUCGAGGAGGAGCUCUCCUUUUGGGGAAUCGAUGAGACGGACGUGGAGCCCUGCUGCUGGAUGACCUAUCGGCAGCACAGGGACGCGGAAGAGGCGCUGGACGUGUUCGAGCUCAACGUGGACAACUGCGAGGAGGACGACGAGAUUGGGAAGAGGCUGGGGAUCGAGGACGUGGCCGCGGACGGGAAUGUCAGCCUGUGGAGGAAAUGGCAGCCGGUGAUCUGGAACCUAUUCGAGGAUCCGUACUCUUCCAGGGCGGCGCGGUUUAUUGCCUUUGCAUCUUUGUUCUUCAUCCUGGUCUCGAUCACCACCUUCUGCUUGGAGACCCAUGAGGCUUUCAACAAAAUCAUCAACAAGACUGACGUACGGAACAGCAGCGAGCCUGACCCGGUUCCACAGUACGAGAUUGAAACUGAUCCUGCACUCACGUAUGUGGAGGGUGUUUGCGUGUUCUGGUUCACGAUCGAGUUUCUCGUGCGUGUGACCUUCUGCCCAGUCAAACUGGAAUUUAUUAAGAGUGUUCUCAACAUCAUUGACUUUGUGGCUAUUCUGCCCUUUUACCUGGAGGUAGGGCUGAGUGGCCUUUCUUCAAAGGCCGCCAAGGAUGUGUUGGGUUUUCUCAGGGUGGUGCGUUUUGUUCGGAUUCUACGUAUCUUCAAGUUAACACGUCAUUUUGUAGGCCUUAGGGUGCUGGGCCAUACAUUGCGGGCCAGCACCAAUGAAUUUCUGCUGCUAAUCAUCUUCCUGGCAUUGGGAGUUUUGAUUUUUGCCACCAUGAUAUAUUAUGCUGAAAGAAUUGGUGCCAAGCCCAAUGACCCCACGGCCACCGACCAUACCAAGUUCAAGAAUAUCCCCAUUGGCUUCUGGUGGGCCGUGGUGACCAUGACUACUUUGGGCUAUGGAGAUAUGUAUCCAGAGACCUGGUCAGGCAUGGUGGUGGGAGCGUUAUGUGCUUUAGCUGGUGUACUGACAAUAGCCAUGCCUGUCCCCGUUAUUGUCAAUAACUUUGGAAUGUACUACUCUUUGGCCAUGGCUAAGCAGAAGCUGCCCAAGAAAAGGAAGAAACACAUCCCUCAGGUAGUACAGGGAAGUUCUCCAACAUACUGUAAAGGUGAACUCAACAUGACCUGCAACAGUACCCAAGGUGACUUGUGCCAUGUCAAAGGGGGUAGAGUACUAGAACGCAACCGUUCAGUUCUGUCAGCAGACUGCAGCGCUGGCAGCGACCUGAGCAUGUCUACAGAGGAGAUGGUCCCCAUGCGAAGGUCCAGUACCCGGGAACAUGAUCGCCAAAGUGGGGGGACAUGUUUCCUCCUUGCUGCUAGUGACUAUACGUGUCCCGCUGAUGGAGGGAUGAGAAAAACAGGUAACUGCAUGUGCUAUGAGAAGUCCCGGAGCUUAAACAACAUUGCUGGCAUGGCCGGCAACACCCUGAGGUUGUCUCCUGUGAACUCGCCCUACGGAUCACCCUGCCCGCUGCGCCGCUCCCGCUCCCCUAUCCCAUCCAUCCUGUGAGGCAUCCAGCCUUUAGUUGCCUAACACGCUCUCCCUUAAAAGAAAACCCUUCCUUGACAUCAUGUCUGAACUCUUCAUUUUAUUGUGACUAAAAGACACUUGCUUGCUUUGCAGCUCAAACUAAUGUUGAUAGCCUGGCAAUCUCAGCAAGUGAAAAGAACAUGUGCUAACAUCCUUAAGUAACAUGAUUGUUCUGCUUUGUCACUUGGAGUUCCCUUUAGGUUGAUGGUAUUGUAAUUUGAGACUUGCAAUAAAGGAACUCUGACUGAAGUAGCAGCCAUACAUAUGUGAUCCAUAUUACUAAUCAGGGAUAUUAGAUGUUGCUAUAUUUAGAUAUCAUCAACAAAAAUGUGCUUCCAGGAACAAAAAAGAUGUCACAACAAUUCAACCCCACAUGACUGUAACUUCACUUUAUGAUUUGGUGUUAUUUUUGGGUUUGAAACAUGGUGAAAGGGUGCAAAUACACCAAGAGUGUAGGUUUCAUCUCAUACCGGGCUGGCCCUGCUCAUAUUUGGGCAAGGAUCUUCUUUGGCAAACAGUGUGAAGGAGGGAGGAGGGGCUGGGAGUCAUCAUCUAGAAAAGAUUGAGGAUUUAUAUGCAUACAUACACAAAGAUGUGUCUUUAUUUCAGUUUUACAGUGUUGGGUUUAUGUUAUUGCUUUUUUCCACUGAGUGCCACCAAACUUGCUGUUGUUCUGGUUGUUUACUGGCAGAUAACUGCAAAGAAGUGGUCUUUACUGGUUUCACACAAGCAGAGAGCAACGUUCUAUCUUAAUGGCUUUGGGAGGUGGAACCACCAUGGCAGAAAGUGGGAUAAGACUGUCGUCAGUAAUGAUGACCUAUUGCAGCGGGAGACCCCCAUUCGGAGCCACGAGCCCACUGCUACAGGAAUGGAGGAGCCAGCGCAGAAGCAAAUGACUGACAGCAACCCAGCUUAAUGUUCUGCCAACAAGGAAGGGACUUAUUGGUAAAACAAACAAAAAGAAAAGAUUUCUGGGAGGACUUUAGAAUGUUAAGCCCUCUUACAUUAUCCUGACUCAUUUUUCUGUUCCUGUUUUGGAGCAAGAGGGAAAAAACUGGUCCUUAAAGUGAAAGUUUAUGUAAUAGACAUUGCUCCUGUAAAUACAACAACUGCAGCACAUCUGGGUCAAGUGGCUCCGUCCACACAUUUGUCUUUUGAUGAUGAGUCAGGUAUCACGGUGGAUGGUAUGGUAGCUAUGUAGUGUCGUAACACUCGACAUCAAUCACUUUUCUAGCUGUGGUAUUUCCUUCCCAUUGCAAUAAGUGUAUUAAGAUGUAUCAGUUAAGGCACUUUGUGUUUUGAAAAUGGAGUGUAAUCAUAUAAGAUACUCUACUUAAGGUAUAUACAGUGUAGAGAGACAUAUGUGCUAAGUUGAAUAAAUACAACAUCACAGCCAUUUCUGCUCAUUUAUUAUUUGGUAACAUCAGGCCCUGUCCACACUAAUGCAGGUAUUUUACAAAACCUUGAUUUGUUUCUUUGUUUAUACUUCCCAUCCAAACAUAAAUUGAGUUUUUAUUAGAAGAAAUCUGUGAUUAAAAAAUGUGUUUGGGUUGCAUACAUACAGAGUGGAUAAAGAAAAACAAAGAGCCCACUUAGUACAUUCUGACUUUGGCUUUCUGUACCAGAAACUGCUCUGGGUCAGUUCUAAUUCAUACCAUAUUUCAGACCUAUGCAUUACCAUUUUGUCCCUUCCUAUAUCCACUUUAGAUUUAUAAGCAAACACAUUUCCCCGUAUUCUUAAACCACGUCAUAAUAGUUUAUUUUUUGCUGUUGAACUAUUUUCAUAAAUUAAGAAAAUAAAUGGGGAAGGCAUAUAUUGUCCCUCCAAUGUGUCCUGGGUCUAACCCGAGAUCUGCAACCAGUGGGAUAUGCCGAGAAAACCCUCUUAGAAGGCAUCCCAAACGGAUACAGGAACCCUCUCAACUGUAUCCUUUCUAUGCCUAGGUAACUGUGUGGCUCUGCUCUAAACUCCCCAAGAUAAUAGAGCCAUAGACAUAUACUAUCUCUAUGGGUGAGCCCAGCUCUUUCUUGACCACAACAGACUUGCAAGACUGCACGCCUAAAAAGCUAAGAGCAAUGUUGUCUGGUACUUCAGCCACUGGUAAGGUCUACCAUGGCAAAAUGGCCUCAGUAAAUGGGUCAGAUAAAGAGAAAUUUGACGACUUCAAUGCAUGGCUGACCACAGAAAAUGGCAAAACCUUGGCUCCCCCUGCUCUGCCAGGCUGACCCUAUAAAAGCUACUGGAACCCCCUUCCAGGUAUUCCCACCCCCUGCAGAAAGGGAUGUUAAAUGGUUGCUAUGGGAGUCCAGUAGCAAGCUAGGCUCGAGGACCCAGACAGGUCAUUUUCUUAGUUCUAAUUUAAUUAAGUUUUUAUUCCUAUUCUAGCCAACCGACCCAUAAAAUAUGACAGUUUAUGAUCUUUGAUCAAACUCAAACAAAUAUCAGUUGUCAGAAUGGGUACAAAACAUCCCAAAAUCAGGUACAAAUUGACACAUUAUCAUACAAAUAGAUGUCACCAAAUUCAGGUUCUAAAUGAUCAAAUCUGUAGAGGUACGAAAUGGCAUAGCUGUGAAUUGCUGCAAAAUAUGUGAAAGAAAACACAACAGCCUGAAAUGUAAAAAAAUAUAUAAAAAUUAUUUCACAUCUUUAUCGCUUUAUUCUACCUCUAUGUCCAUUGAACGUCAAAUGUAAUAGGAAACAGUUAGCCUAUCACUUCCUUAGCCAUGCUCAUUGUCUGCUUUCAAAAUUUAAUGUAGUGAAUGUCGACAAUAUUGCCACCUACUGGUGCAGAAUUGAUAUAUUAGCUUUUCUGAUUGGAAUGUUUGCAGAACGUGCAGAAAGGAAAAAAAUAUCUAUUGAAACAAACAUCUGGUGUGGCGUAGCGGGGACCUCAGUAGGUUAAGUGCUCUACCGUAUGUAAAUGUGUGUGUGUCCUAAAACUAGGUUGUGAGUUACGGUUUAAAAUACUGGGUCAGGGAGGACCAGUGAGUGGACCUGAUGUGGAAUCUUCUAGUUCGUUUAAACACAAACCUGAAUGAGACAGAGCUCCCCAUGUGAUACAGCUGACAUUGUAAAAGCCCCCUCCCACCCCCUUUCUGGUGCAUUUAGUGCUGCAUAUAUUUCUCUCUUUGUAAACCAAAUUACUCUAACAUUAUUCCUCAUAUUUUCUGGUCUCUACAGAACAACUACAUGACCAUGUAUGGGGAUGGAGCAAAAGUGUAGCAGAAAUUUACCACGUUCCACAGUGGGACUUCUACAGUGGUACACAUCUGCACCGUAGCAAUCCUGUGUACCCACAUGAUCAGAUAAGAUUUGCAAUAAGCAAAACGAAAAAGAACCGACCCGCACUGUGAUUUCAGCAGCCAGUUAAAGUAGGAAUGUAAACAGAAAAGCAAGGAAAGAAAAUGAAGCCCCAAAACCGGCUGUUGGUAGCGACCUGUACAGUUAUAGGUUAGCUGUUGAAUUAUCACCCUGUACACACAAUCCUCCUUGUGUAGUAACCACGCUGCUUUACUCUUUUGAAUUGUCAAAGGAGAACCAUUCUUGUGUAAUUCUAAGAUGAUGUUGUGACUUGAAAACAAAAAAAGGUGUUUAUUUUUUUUAUCCAGAACAUGUAUUUUUGUGUCUUACUGUUGACUACAUUGCUCUGAAUGGUAAAAGUCAUGGUAGUCUGACGGUGUGCUUCUCCACUGUGUGUUCAAACUGUUCAAGCUUUAGAUCCACAUUCAUGUUUUGUAUGUUUUACUGUGAGGAAAAUUCUAGUUUUAAGUGUGUAUUUGUGGAGCUUUUUGUUGUCAUUCUAAAAUGCAUGCUAAAAAAAUGAAAUCACUAUGUCAAACUGUACAAAAAAAAAGAAAUGACCUACUGUAUAACACGCUGUCUAUAGAAUUAAGGUAAAUGCUAUGUGAAAGGCUCACAUAAACUAUUUAUCUUUUA